AUGGAGUGGCCUAAGUUUUAUCCAUCGCGUAUACCACAGUUUGCUGCCAUUCACGCUUUGUUUUGGUUACCAGUAUCGUAUUUUAUUGCAAUUUCUUAUGAUCAUAUACAACCAGUUGUUCCAUACGUGAGCUCUCUUGGUUUAUAUCCACCGGAAAAAUAUAUUUUCAUGUUUUCAAUGGGAUUAUUUGGAGUACUAAAUAUUAUAAGUCAGUGGUUUUGGUACUUAAUGAUGAGAAGAAGACUUGCAGAGGGAAAUACUUGGCCAACGGUUAGUGGACUUCUAUGCAUCAUCGUACCAAUAACUUUCACAAUAUCAGGCAUAUCCAUCAUAGCAUUGUCCAUAAUUGAUUCAAAAACUGACAACCAUACACAUUAUCACUUAUCUCUACUGAAUUUCUAUUGUCACCUGGUUUCGAUUCCACUGGGUGCUCUGCUUGUUUCAUAUUCUAUCCGUCCACGAAUAUGGUUUUUCUUGGCUAGAUUAAUUGUUUGGAUCCAGAUGAUUCUUGGUGCAUAUUUUUUCGUAUAUUUCAAUCAGCUUGGACUCUUAAUUCUGGAAGCGAAAGACGUCUUCUAUAUAAAACGACAUGAACAGGGAUAUGAAGAAUUUAAAUGGAGCGCAAAUUUCCAACCUAACUCUGUAACUGGCUCUUCAUCACCAAUGAUACUUUGUCGGAGAAAGAACAAUCCAUUUCGGUUUUCUCUAAUUGCACUUUUUAUCGCACUCACUGGACUUCCCAUCUUAUAUUCAGUGGCCGUAUACGAAGAACAUAUCAAUGCUUUCUUCCCAUUCAUCAGCUAUUUUGGAGUUUACCCUCCAGAAAAGUAUGGCUUCUUCCUAUUGAUGACAACCUACUCAAUAUUUAAUACUGCGGGCAAUUGGUUCUGGUUUCGCAUAGUUAAAACAAAAAUAUCGAAUAUGUCUAAAUCGUUGAUCCCCCACCUCGUCAACUCAUUCAUACGGCUUCUAAUGACUUUAUCUGGGUUGUGUUUAACUGGUCUGUCCAUUUUUGAUGUGGAGAAAUAUAAUGUGUAUCACCACCUAACGGCUGUUUGCAACUUCUUCUGUCAUGGUCUGUCAGCUAUGUUGGGUGGUUGUUUGUUGUUCAAGUAUUUCGAAGAUCCUCGUUGGUUCUGGUGUAUUCGAUUCAUACUGACCAUGAAAAUGCUACUCAGUGCUAUAGCGUUCGCUUAUUUCAACCAUGCUGGUCUUCCUUUACUGGAUACACUAAACAUUUAUCGAAUGCUACCGACAGAUGGUGGAUACUGGGAAUUCGUUUACUGUGCUAUGGCUGAGUGGGUUAUGGUCGCCACAUGCAUAUUAUACACGCUAGUCAUCGCACUGGAAACCAAUAAAUACGGAAGGUCUGUGAUGAGAACAGUUUCCAGAGACACCUCUACGGUUCAACUCUUGAGAAAUGUAUAA
This is a messenger RNA of Trichobilharzia szidati, 1428 nucleotides long. Lineage: Eukaryota; Metazoa; Platyhelminthes; Trematoda; Strigeidida; Schistosomatidae. The record is from the annotation of a GenBank genome assembly.